CCAGAGGGACGACCUUCAUUUCAUCAUAAGGGGAAGAAGAACAGCGGGGCGACGGGCAGCUAGGGAGCUGUUUACGCGUUUUUACAGAUUUAUUAACUUAUUUAAUUGUUAUUUUGUUAAUUCUUAGCUUCGUAUUCGCGGAAAGAGGCGGGAGACGGGGCCAGGCGCUCAGGCGAGUCUCCGCUGUUGUCGUUUCUGUUCCAGUUCCGAGCCGAAUAGGCCGCCAUGGCGUUUUAAUGCAGAGAUGGCCCACUAAAGCAACGGCAUGCACCAGGCACAGCACCACCACCACCACCGCCGCCCGCGCUCCUCCACCAGCGCCGUCCGCGGACUAGCGGCCAGCCAGCCCAUACCCCUCCUCUUAGACCGGAGGAAGCGGACACUAGCCAGUUAGCCUAGCCUAGCUUAGCUUAGCCUAGCUGGUAAAAUCGGUUAGUACCUCAACACCUGCACACCUCCUCCUCCUACUACUACUACUCCUCCUCAUCCAGUCCCUCCAGCAUCAAACACACACCUGAUAAAGAGAGAGACACCAUGAAGCCCCAGGACAUCGUGGGGGUGAAGGGUAACAGCAGCAGCCUGUGGAUCUUCGGCUACGGCUCGCUGGUGUGGAAGCCCGACUUCAAGUUCAAGAGGAGUAAGGUGGGCUUCGUCCGCGGAUACAAGCGGCGCUUCUGGCACGGAGACAACUUCCACCGCGGGAACGACGAGACGCCUGGAAGAGUGGUGACGCUCAUUGAGGAAGAUGAUGCUUCCACUUGGGGUGUUGCAUUUGAGGUGACUGGCUCCCAGGUUGAAGAGUCCCUCAAGUACCUGAACGUGAGGGAGGCAGUGCGAGGCGGCUACCUCACGCGGUUCGUGGAGUUUGUCCCGCGUGGUGAGAACCAGGUGCCCAUCCAGGCCCUGGUUUACAUCGCCACCGCCGACAACCCCAUCUACCUUGGGCCGGCCAGCACAGAUGAAAUCGCAGCCCAGAUUGCCGUGUGCAAGGGGAAGACGGGCCACAACAUCGAGUACCUGCUGCGCCUGGCAGAUUUCAUGAGGCACAGCUGCCCUGAUGUGGAUGACCCUCACCUGUUCUCCAUUGAGAGAGCUUGUUUGGCUAUCCUUAGGCCCAUACUGUUAGCAGCUCAACAGCCUGUACCUUCAUCCUAAAGCAUUUAAAAUUAGGCUGUUAAUUUGUUUCUAGUCCAAGUCAUAACUAACCUAAUCCAUUUUGCUACUGUUUGGUUAUGGUCAAUGAUUCCAUCCCACAUAUUUAGAGAAGUUUUAUUGUACUGUACUGUAUGGAAGCUAAAGGUUUUAAUUUGUCUGUAGAAUUGGGUGUGAUCGAGAAGCAUUAUAUGAUGUACGCUUGUGCUGUGUUUCUUUGACCUGAGCUAUGUAAGCUUUCUCUGUGGUAGCGAAGUAAUCAAAUUGGUCACUAUUGUGCGAAUCGUGUUUGUCUGAUGCAUGCUUACUUAACGAGACAACCUCAAAUGGUAAAUGGUUCAUUUUCUACACAGCUAUUUUAAAACAUGGUUACAUUUGUCGGUUUUAUUUGCACAAAAGCUGGCUUUCAGCUAUUAAGCCAUCUUUUAUUUAAUUCAUUUAAAAGCCUUUGUUGUAAAAGGUUUAACUCCAUUCAUGUGUCUUUUGAAUAAAGUGUUGAACCCA
Molecule: messenger RNA, 1656 nt
Organism: Astyanax mexicanus (Mexican tetra)
Lineage: Eukaryota; Metazoa; Chordata; Actinopteri; Characiformes; Acestrorhamphidae
Gene: chac1
Product: ChaC, cation transport regulator homolog 1 (E. coli)
Exons: 3
Coding region: 535-1155 (206 amino acids)
Biological process (GO): glutathione catabolic process
Cellular component (GO): cytoplasm
Molecular function (GO): gamma-glutamylcyclotransferase activity; glutathione specific gamma-glutamylcyclotransferase activity
Source: RefSeq, a predicted model, not a curated record